Molecule: messenger RNA, 3924 nt
Organism: Haliotis rufescens (red abalone)
Lineage: Eukaryota; Metazoa; Mollusca; Gastropoda; Lepetellida; Haliotidae
Product: snake venom 5'-nucleotidase-like
Exons: 9
Coding region: 362-2110 (582 amino acids)
Biological process (GO): nucleotide catabolic process
Molecular function (GO): nucleotide binding; metal ion binding; hydrolase activity, acting on ester bonds
Source: RefSeq, a predicted model, not a curated record
UGGUUCUCGUACCGGUGUAAAAGAUUUACAGUUUCAACAUUAUGGGAUGGAUAGGUGUUUACAUUGUUAAACGGAUGUGAAGCUUCGAGUGAUCUGAUUCGUUCUCGUGGGAGAGUUUAAAGGCUUGGCACGGUACGAGCGACUUGUGUGAUUCACCCCAGUCUUGGUGAGGCACGUGACAAAACAACUGACGGACACACGGUCCCAGCAAGUAUAUUGUCGGCUAUAUGGUUGUAGGUGACCCGCAUACACGCAGCUAAACUGUCCGUGGUCACGAAGGUGUCCCAGUUACCACUGAGUAUAGGACGUGAGUAGACAGACUAUAGUGUCUGGUGAUUCUGACGAUUUGAAAGACGCCAUCAUGACCUGCUCACUGUGUCGCCUUUCCCUCUACGUAAUCUCCCUGCCUGCUGUGGUCGUCGGCUUCAACCUCACCAUCCUCCACACCAACGACAUUCACGCCAGAUUCGAACAGACCAACAAAUACAGUGGCCAGUGCCAAGCCGAUGAUGUGACAGAGGGGAAAUGUUUUGGUGGGACAGCGCGACUUGUGACCAAAGUCCGUGAACAGCGCUCCCUCCAUUCCAACACCAUCCUCCUGUCGGCAGGGGACGAAUAUUCGGGGACGUUGUGGUUCUACAAGUACCAAGGUGCCGUUGUGGCCAAAUUCAUGAACCUGUUGCAGUAUGACGUCAUGGCCCUGGGAAAUCACGAGUUUGACCUCGGCAUCGAAGGGUUGAUACCCUUCCUCAACGACGUCAACUUCACCGUGGCCAGCGCCAACAUCGAUGCUACAGGCGAGCCUUUGGUGGAAAACAAGCUGAUGAAACAUACAGUGUUGACGGUCGGGGAUGAACGUAUCGGGGUCAUCGGGUACACUACAACAGAGACGCCGUUAAUCUCGUCACCAGGGCCAAGUUUAAGAUUUGAAGAUGAGGUUGCUGCAAUCCAGAGAGAGGUUAACACCCUGACGUCACAGGGCAUCAAUAAGAUCAUUGCCGUUGGUCACUCGGGAUUUGAUGUUGACCAACGAAUAGCAGCAGAGGUCAAUAACCUGGAUGUAGUGGUCGGAGGUCACACUAACACCUUCCUUUAUACAGGCGACCACCCGUCCAAUGAGGAACCGGAAGGAGAGUACCCCCACGUGGUGACCCAGUCGGGAGGGGCCAAGGUGCUCGUGGUGCAGGACUAUGCUUACGGGAAGUAUCUUGGAGCUCUGGAAGUGACCUUUGACCCGGAAGGUGUCAUCACGUCAUGGGGAGGCAACCCAAUCCUACUAGACAACAAAACAGCACAAGAUGAGAUGACCCUGGAGCUGAUGCAGCCAUACAAGGAGGGCGUGGCUAACGAGUCAGGCACGGUGGUGGCCAGAAGCUAUGUGAUGCUUGACGGGGACAGGUCCUCCUGUAGGGUCAAAGAGUGUAAUAUGGGUAACCUGAUUGCGGACGGUAUGGUGCACCAGAACCUGAAGCACAGCGACUCCCUGGAAUGGAACCACGUGGCCAUCGCUUUUAUGAACGGGGGCGGCAUCCGGACGUCAAUAGAGAGAGGUGACUUCACUAUCGGCGACAUCCUGACAGUUCUACCAUUCCGGAACACCGUGGACAUCGUUGAGUUGCGGGGAAAACAUGUCCGGGAGACUCUGGAGUUCACGGCGUCCAAGUGGGUGGAGAACACGAGUAAUUUAUUCGGAGGUUUCCUCCAGGUGUCUGGUAUGAAAAUUGUGUACGACAUGGCGAUGCCUGUAGGUCAACGGGUAACAGAGGUCAAGGUCAGAUGCACCAACUGCUCGGUGCCCCAUUACGUGGAUCUCGAGGACACCGAGGUAUACAAGAUCAUCAUGCCUUCCUUUAUUGCCAAUGGUGGCGACGGAUAUGACGUCAUCAACAAGAACAAGAUCAAACAUCAUCUGUUUGGGGAUGUGGACGCCGACGUAUUUAUUGAAUACGCCAAGAGCUUUUCACCCCUCACCACAGGUCUGGAGGGUCGCAUAACAUUGCGGAAGGUGGCCACGUGCCCUUGUCGCGAGACCAGUGACGUCACCCGACCAAUACCACAGCUCCUCACAUCGACAGUUGGAGUCAUUAUGAUGAUUGUUCUGAUUAUUUAAGUAGCAUUCAUAGUAAAGAGACUUGUAUCGAGAUCACAGGAGCGACUGCAGUGAUCGUUAUUUUUCUUAUGUGAUAUAAUUCCUAUAUAUAUUCCUCGGGAUAUUGAUGGACAGUGUGUUGUGCAUGAAUGUGACCAUCUCGAGAUGUGACUUGGUAGUGUGUUGUGACUGGGUGUCACCUUCUGGACAUGUGUCUUGACAGUACGUCACGAAUGGAUGUGACAAUCUUGACAUGUGUCUUGACAGUACGUCACGAAUGGAUGUGACAAUCUUAACAUGUGUCUUGACAGUACGUUGUGAAUGGAUGUGACAAUCUUGACAUGUGUCUUGACAGUAUGUCAUUAAUGGAUGUGACAAUCUUGACAUGUGUCUUGACAGUACGUCUAGAAUGGAUGUGACAAUCUUAACCUGUGUCCUGACAGUACGUCAUGAAUGGAUGUGACAAUCUUGACAUGUGUCUUGACAGUAUGUCAUUAAUGGAUGUGACAAUCUUGACAUGUGUCUUGACAGUAUGUCAUUAAUGGAUGUGACAAUCUUGAUAUGUGUCUUGACAGUACGUUGUGAAUGGAUGUGACAAUCUUGAUAUGUGUCUUGACAGUAUGUCAUUAAUGGAUGUGACAAUCUUGACAUGUGUCUUGACAGUAUGUCAUUAAUGGAUGUGACAAUCUUAACCUGUGUCUUGACAGUAUGUCAUUAAUGGAUGUGACAAUCUUGACAUGUGUUCUGACAGUAUGUCAUUAAUGGAUGUGACAAUCUUGAUAUGUGUCUUGACAGUACGUUGUGAAUGGAUGUGACAAUCUUGAUAUGUGUCUUGACAGUAUGUCAUUAAUGGAUGUGACAAUCUUGACAUGUGUCUUGACAGUAUGUCAUUAAUGGAUGUGACAAUCUUGACAUGUGUCUUGACAGUAUGUCAUUAAUGGAUGUGACAAUCUUAACCUGUGUCUUGACAGUAUGUCAUUAAUGGAUGUGACAAUCUUGACAUGUGUCUUGACAGUACGUUGUGAAUGGAUGUGACAAUCUUGACAUGUGUCUUGACAGUACGUCAUGAAUGGAUGUGACAAUCUUGACAUGUGUCUUGACAGUAUGUCAUUAAUGGAUGUGACAAUCUUAACCUGUGUCUUGACAGUAUGUCAUUAAUGGAUGUGACAAUCUAGACAUGUGUCUUGACAGUAUGUCAUGAAUGGAUGUGACAAUCUUAACCUGUGUCUUGACAGUAUGUCAUUAAUGGAUGUGACAAUCUUAACCUGUGUCUUGACAGUACGUCAUGAAUGGAUGUGACAAUCUUGACAUGUGUCUUGACAGUAUGUCAUGAAUGGAUGUGACAAUCUUAACCUGUGUCUUGACAGUAUGUCAUUAAUGGAUGUGACAAUCUAGACAUGUGUCUUGACAGUAUGUCAUGAAUGAAUGUGACAAUCUUCACGUGUCUUGACAGUAUGUCAUUAAUGUAUGUGACAAUCUUAACCUGUGUCUUGACAGUACGUCAUGAAUGAAUGUGACAAUCUUGACAUUUGUCUUGACAGUAUGUCAUUAAUGGAUGUGACAAUCUAGACAUGUGUCUUGACAGUAUGUCAUGAAUGGAUGUGACAAUCUUAACCUGUGUCUUAUAUCUGGGCAGGGGUACCCGGGGUGAGAUAUCAGGGUUUUGCUGAGCUUGGGUAUUAAGUUAUGUGACACAAUCUUAAAUACAGAGUUGCCUCCCCCUAAUUGCUACGAUUGCAUGGGUAGGCUUUGUUUACCGUUUGUACUCACUAAUCACUGUCUUUUUGCGCAAUCUCUGUGAUAUUCUCUUCAUGCAAUAAACAUUACAAGUUUAA